AUGCACGCUGGCUCUGAUUAUGCUGACGCCUCUGUGCAAUCGGCUAUUCCGACGAGGGGAGGCAGCAGAGGUCAGAAUGAGGGAUUGUACGGAGGGUUCAGGCGACGCAAAGCAGCGAGACUUCCAAAGGGACGGAUGCUGCUGGCUACGCUUGCUGCAAUUUCGGCUGUUAUCUUCACUGUCUACACCUGUACUAGGUUGAUUCGCAGGAGGAUCCCCACUUCAUCUUUUGGACGAAGACUGGCAGGGAAGGGAGAUGGCAAUGUUGACGACAAUGACCCAGACAUGUGCAGUCUAUCCACCCAGGAAGGUCUGGUUGCCGACUCUCUCUCCCCGGUGCCUCCUUUCCCAGGACUCCAGAGCGGUAAAGGCUUGGGCCAAAAGCCGUCUACGUCUACGAGCGGGGGAGCCGCAAGAACAGCGGGUAAAUCAACUUGGAGCUCUCCUAAGCCCGAGCCAAAGGCAAGCACAAUGCGGUUAGGUGCAAAGAGGAAGGCUGAAGAGGCCUUCAAGAACAAUGAAGAAGAGUCCAGUGGCAUCGUGCGUGCGCCACGUCUGAAGGAGGCUCCGCUGGAACCAGCCCCACCGCUAGACCCGGCAAUGGAUUCACUUAUUGACUCCGUGUUGGCAGUAGGAGAGAAGCUUGUGCUAGCUUCAUCCGGCCAAAUGCAGACGACAGUGGCGCCAGUGGGUCCUGCCACCUAUUCAUCUCCUGAGUCCGGGUCUUCUGACGAGGAGAGUGGGCUGUUUGAUAAGCCUGAUUUUUAUCAUCUGGAGACCACCCCGCCUCUCGAUCCGGAUGUGGAAUUCCUUAUUGACUCAGUGCUGGCAGAAGGCGAGACAGACCUCUUAGCUUCCCUUGACUUUGGGGCAGAGGCGGCACCGGCACCUCUGGACCCCGACAUCGAUCUACUUAUUGAUCAUCUGCUGGCUAAGGAGGAGGAAUCGCUACUUUCUGAAUCAAAUACGAGAGAGGAGAAGGGCCCGUUGCUACCCUUAGGGGCGGGCGUCGAUACCCUUAUUGACUCUGCGCUGGGGGACGAUAGCUGGCUCCUUGCUGACGAGGAAAUGUGGGAAGAGGGAAGCUCCCCUGGUCCAGCAAGUUCAAUGAUACCUGGGGACCCUAGGAGCAAUAAUGAUGAUGCCGCGAGCGUUUCAUCUGCCAAAAUGAGUAUACAAGCAGCGUUUGCAUCUUCCCAUUUGGAAGCUGGGCCUUCAUUAGACAUUGCUCAGUUGAGCGGUCCAGAAUAUGUUUCGUCCCGAGGCGGUCAAGGGUUGGCGGCAGAUGAUUGGCUUGGACCUGCAGGAGGCGAAGGCUCGGCGCAGUCUGUGGAUAUACUAUCGACGUUCAUCAUCCCUCCUGCGCUGCCCACUGGUAUGGAGGAGAUGGGCAGCGCUUCGCAGUCACGCUUUCCCGACAGUACAACAGACCAAAUGGGCUCGGCACUGCCUAUCGCUGGAGGCCCACAAGAGGAUUCCCCCAGUAUGACAGCAGACAAGGUAUCGAGUAGCACGAUUCUUGAGGAUUUCCCCUCUGCUUCCCAGGCAGGGCAGGCAAUGGAACAGUCAGACGUGAACAGCCUUCCCUCUUCUUCUGGGUCUUCUAUUGCCCCUCUUCCUCCUGAAGCCACAGCAGAAGCAGUGCCACCGAAGAGCGGAACAACCCAAACGUCGACACUUCCCCUAUCAGUCCUCUCACCUCGGAGCUUUCUUCGCUGGGUCCAACACGUGUACCCCGGGAUUUCCGAGGAUGUCCUUAAAACCCACCCAUUUUAUCAUCACCCCACGAGGCAGAUGAGGUUCCCAGUGAAACAAUUCAGUUUGACAUUUGCCGCAACGCUGCGUUCAUUUCAGUUUACCGCCUAUUCUGUGCUCGGGGAGUGCAGAUUCCUACUCCUCAAAAAGUGGCUAACCCUUAAGGAUUACGAAUCGCUUUCGGGCCAUGCAGAGCGCCUCUGCGGAUACGCUAGCGGGUGCAUGCCGGCGGCUUUGGUAAGUACUCGACCGCAGCAAGCCAUUGAGACUCUUGGGACGAUUUUUCUCGUCCUCGAUACGCUCUACUGCGUGACAGAGCUGCUGGGGGAGAGUUCACAGAGAGACGCCUGGUGGCCUUGGAUAGUUAGUCACAUAAAAAGCGCACGGUUCACACCUUCAGUAGGCUCCAAGACUAAGAGGCGGACUAGGGAUCUCGACAUUGCGCUUUCGUUGAAUGUUGCGCUGGACUACUACAGGGAAGCCAGGCGGCCUCCUGUGCGUUUGGUGGUUGGCUUAAAGGAGGCUUUACUUUGUAAACCUGGCUCGACAAAGUUCAGAUCCAGCGUCUGGGAUAGCUGGAGGCAAGACGCUCAGGUGUGGCUCAGUUCACUCUCAGCUAAUGCUCCAGCUGGGGAACAAUCGACGCAGCUAUCGACGAGCACCAGCCAGUGA
Molecule: messenger RNA, 2427 nt
Organism: Eimeria acervulina
Lineage: Eukaryota; Apicomplexa; Conoidasida; Eucoccidiorida; Eimeriidae
Exons: 3
Coding region: 1-2427 (808 amino acids)
Source: RefSeq, a predicted model, not a curated record